Messenger RNA from Antrostomus carolinensis (chuck-will's-widow), 1166 nucleotides. It is a transcript of the gene TTI2, whose product is annotated as TELO2 interacting protein 2. NCBI's taxonomy places the organism in Eukaryota, Metazoa, Chordata, Aves, Caprimulgiformes, Caprimulgidae. The transcript has 7 exons. Gene Ontology annotation, cellular component: cytosol; TTT Hsp90 cochaperone complex; nucleus. The record is from RefSeq and is a predicted model, not a curated record. The annotation marks the transcript as partial.
GAGUCCCUGGGUGUCCCCGUGGUGGGUCCAAUUCUCCACCGUGUGGUGGGACCCAUCUACAUCUUUGCUGUGACACAUAUCGUGGAGAGGCCCUGGACAAACGCCAGGUCUCAGUUGGUGGCACAGGAGCUGCUGGCGUCGCUGAUCCGGGCUGCAGACUGCGAGUCAGUGGCUGAAUUCCUUCGAGGACAGAAUGAAGAUGAGGAGGGGAGAUUUGCAGCAGUGAUGGGGCUCCUGAAACGGGAGUUAACCAGAGACACCUGGAAGUGUGACCCCUCCACAAAGCACGUGUUCUCCUGGACACUGUUUCAUGUCACCCGGCCCUGGCUCAGCCGGUACCUGGAGCGUGUCCUCCCGCCAGCGCUGCUCCUCUCGGACGACUACCAGGAGGAGAAUAAGCUCCUGGGUGUGCGCUGCCUGCACCAUAUCAUUCUGAACGUGCCAGCUGCUGAUCUGUGCCAGUUCAACAGGGCUCAGGUUGUGUACCAUGCCCUUUACAACCAUCUCUACUCACGUGAGGCUCCUCUCAUCCAGGCAGUACUGCUGUGCCUGCUGGACUUGCUGCCGAUCCUGGAGAGAGCCCAGCGGCAGCAGCAGGAGACGAGACCGACCGCUCGCUGCGAUGAGGUGCUGCAGCUGGUUCUGACGCACAUGGAGGCAGAGCAUCGCCUGGCGCUGCGGCGGGUGUACGCCAGGACCCUGCCUGCCUUCGUGCAGAGACUUGGCAUCCUGAUCGUGCGGCAUCUGAAGAGGCUGGAGCGAGUUAUCCUGGGGUAUCUGGAAGUCUGUGAUGGUCCUGAGGAAGAAGCCCGACUGGGAAUACUGGAGACACUGCAGUGCACCAUAGAGCAUGCCUGGCCCAGGAUGCCGUGCAGGCUCCCUGUGCUCCUCCAAGCCCUGCUGAAGAUGAUGUGGGACGUACACACUGACCAAAGCUCAACGCCACAGCCAGUAAAAACUGCUUUGCUUCAAGGGGCCACUGAAUGCCUCAUCCUGCUGGAUCGCUGCUCUGAAGGGCAAGUGAAGGUCCUGCUGGAAGGUGUGUACAGCAGCUGUGAGGAGAACAGCCUGAAGGAAUGCCUCAGAAAAGUGCAGGAGAACACGUGAGCCGUGUCUGAUCAAUGCUCACCCGCUUUUUGUACAGUAAAAUUCAUUUAUUUAUUUAA